Molecule: messenger RNA, 1152 nt
Organism: Fonsecaea monophora
Lineage: Eukaryota; Fungi; Ascomycota; Eurotiomycetes; Chaetothyriales; Herpotrichiellaceae
Exons: 3
Coding region: 1-1152 (383 amino acids)
Source: RefSeq, a predicted model, not a curated record
AUGCCCUACUCCCGGCGCUCGUCGGGGUCUGACCGGGAAUAUGUGUUGAUGCCAGUCCACAGUGUCGCAGGCAGCGAAUAUGGAGGACGAGGUCGCCGUACCUACGAGCCGCCCAUUGAGGUGAAUAAUUUCCUCGAGGUGCCACAAAGCCGCCCUCGUGCAUCCAGCCAAGGCGCAGGCGUGGCACCUACGAUUGUCAAUAUAGGUGCAGGUGCCCUCUCUGAGCGAGGUGAUCGUGAUCGUGAUCACAGUCGGAGUCGCAGUCGUCACCGCGAAUAUCGUCACCACCGUUACCGCGACGGGUCUUCCAGUUCCAGCUGCUCGAGCGACCGAUCAAGAUCACGACACCGCCGUCGCUCCAGUCACAAACCAGCCAAAACCAAGCCGAUCGAAGAAGACGAUCUACCAUACAAAUUCCGAAAGGAACUCGACUUUGCCCGCAUGUCACACCGAGAGGAGGAGGAGAAGCGGAUCCUCGAUCGGAUAAAGAAAGACCGCGAGGAAGAGCGAAGACGAUGGAAGUUGGAAGAGGAGGAAGAGGCUCUACGGAGAAAGAAGGAGCGUGAGGCCAUUCUCUACGAGGCUAAGCUGGAGGAGGAGCGCAAGAAGAAGGAGCAGGAGGAAUUGAGGAAGAAGAUUUUGCGGGACGAGGAGGAACGUCAACAGAAGGAGAAGGAGAAGAAGAAGGCCGAGGAGGAGGAAUUCGAGAGGAAGGUCAAGGAGAAGUUCAUGAAUGCUGGUUACAGUCCAGAGUACAUUGACGAGGUGCUCCACAAGAAGAAAGCCGAGCGUGCAACACUGGCCAUCGACCUCCACCGUCCGACUUACAUCAAGGUCAACCGCAAGUAUCUCCUCCCGGAUACGCUGGAUCAUUACGGGUUGCCUUGGGAAUGGGAUCCGCGCGACGAAGAAUUUAUCAUUAUCAAGAAAUACAUCGACCACUCUCUACAAGACGAACUCUUUGAGCACACGCGGAAAAUCAAGGAGCGGAAACUCAUCACGGGGCCGUAUGUCAAGGAGACCAAGACGAUCACGACACUCACGCCAAACGACCACGCGUUUGUGAAGAAGGGAGACAAGAUGUACGUGGUGCGGGAGAAGAGUAAGAGCCGCAGUCCGGCGGGGAAGAGGACGAGCUGGAUGUUUACUUGA